AUAGUUCGCACCAACUGUGCAAGCACAGCUGAUUCUACUGACAGCAAGCUAAAGAUUGACAUUUCAUUUCUCUGUUUUUCUGUUCGUGUGUAAAGCAAGUGGCAACUAAAUAAAGUGUGUUAUGACUUUAGCCCGCUUGGCAAGGAAGUACGGAGCUGUUAUAUUCUUCCCCACAUUUACAGUAACAACGAUUUUAGUCGACUGGACUCAUACAAGAGCCUGGAAAGAACAACAACGUCAGCUUGCUCGAAAUAAAGAAUUGUUAACUGAUUAAAAAACUCU
This is a messenger RNA of Bactrocera neohumeralis, 282 nucleotides long. RefSeq lists its product as uncharacterized. The transcript is spliced from 2 exons. NCBI's taxonomy places the organism in Eukaryota, Metazoa, Arthropoda, Insecta, Diptera, Tephritidae. The coding region runs from base 122 to 274 and encodes 50 amino acids. The record is from RefSeq and is a predicted model, not a curated record.